This is a messenger RNA of Sclerotinia trifoliorum, 1323 nucleotides long. The record is from the annotation of a GenBank genome assembly. Lineage: Eukaryota; Fungi; Ascomycota; Leotiomycetes; Helotiales; Sclerotiniaceae.
ACUAUGACGUAAAUGAUAAUAUCUGCUCCUAAGACUUACCAAAGUGUGCAAAUAUCUCAGCAGAGGAGAACAUACACCAAAAAUGUCAAUCGGCGUCGCCAUCAUUGGUUCUGGUAUAUUUGCUCAGACAGAACACCUGGUAUACCCCGCCUGCACAAUUUUUCUUACACGGCUCACUAAUAUCACGGUCUAGCCAGCAGUCCAAUCUACCCCUCAUUUGUCCCUCAAAGCUAUAUACUCCCGUUCUCUUUCAUCCGCACAGUCACUAAAUGUCGAUGUUCCUCUCUAUUCCGACGACUCGGGUGUUGGAAAAACAUUCCAUGACCUCCUUCUUCGUAGUGAUAUACAUGCUGUGAUAAUUGCCCUUCCAAUUCUCGUCCAGCCAGAAUACAUCGAAGCAGCUCUCGCAGCGGGCAAACAUGUUCUAUCCGAGAAACCGAUUGCAGGAGACUUAGAGCGCGCGCAAUGCUUGCUAGAAUAUUAUAAGAGCGAUAAAGUGAAGGAUGGGGCUACAUGGAGCGUGGCCGAAAAUUUCCGAUUCUUGCAUUCGUUCAUCCAUGCGAGGAAGGAAAUAGAAAAAUUAGGAAGAGUCUUGGGGUUUCGUAUGCAAUCUUUUGGCAAUGUUAAGCAAGGAUCCAGAUACUACGGUAUGCCACUUCCAUCUCAGCGAUGUCGUUGCAUAAAUUAACAGGUAUGGCAGAAACUGAAUGGCGCAAGAAGCCGGAUCACCAAGGCGGCUUUUUACUCGAUGGGGGUGUGCAUUCCACGGCAGCCGGCAGAUUGCUCUUAGGUGGGGCUGCAAGACCGACAUCCGUCGUAGCAUUCAGUACACUUCUUCGGGAACAUCUGCCACCCGUUGACACGAUCAAUUCAGUAUGGCUCACAAAUUUUGGGAUAUCAGGCACAUUCAGUGUUUCCUUCGGUACCACUCUUUCUGGUCCCGAAUACACAGUAGCUUGUGAGGAUGGUAGCGUUACGGUCAUCAGAAGCAAGGUCAUUGUACGCAAAGGCGAAGAAAGAGAAAAGAACUUUACGGAGGUUGAGUUCACGGAAGAGGGAAGUGGAGUGAAGCAGGAGGUUGCUGCUUGGGCGCAGAGCAUUGUGGAUAAGAAGCCUGAUACUAGACAAUCUCCAGAGGAAGCUCUUGCUGAUUUGGAAAUCUUGGAAAAGCUGUUGCGAAGUGGGGAAGAACAAGGGAAAAGUCAAAAUCUGCACUUCCAGAUAUAGGAUCGCACAUUCUUUACAAACACACCUUUUUAUUGAUCAGGGUGUAUUUCGAUGUUCAUUUUCUAUAUGAAAACUGAACCUUAUAUCUUCAGGUUG